Messenger RNA from Trypanosoma grayi, 1278 nucleotides. RefSeq lists its product as hypothetical. Bases 1 to 1278 code for a protein of 425 amino acids. Lineage: Eukaryota; Euglenozoa; Kinetoplastea; Trypanosomatida; Trypanosomatidae. The record is from RefSeq and is a predicted model, not a curated record. The transcript has a single exon.
AUGGACGUGUGGGAGCCGUCGCUCCCAGGCGCCGGCGCUCAGCGUGCGGUGCUGGUGGUGCAGCUGUACAUGCGCAUAGGGAACUACAACCCAAUGUCUGUCCUCGUCGCGGAUGCUCUGUGCGUGACGUUCAAGGCGGGCGGCGCGACAGUGGCGGAACUCGGCGCGUAUUUGGGCCUGCAGCCAGACCGCGUGGAGGCCGGCAUCGAGGGGAUGCCAAAGGAGAUGUACUGCACGUCGUCGCAUUUCCACCAACACGACGUGAGUGUUGAGGAGCGGGGGAAGGGCAGCACCAAGCGGGGUCGGCAAGACGGCACAGAAGAGAGUGCGCUGCGGUUCUACAUCAACUAUGCCACAGCCUUGCCGUUCGCCUUUGCCCACGGCACGCACAUGCUGCUGGCUCUUUGUCAACUUCCCGUGCCACAGGCCGGUGGUAAUGGGGAGCUCAGCGUCGAAAUUGCCACGCUUAACGUGUCGCCAACACUUUGGCGUGUGGACUCUGGGCGAGGUCUGUGCUGUGCGUCCUGUCGCUACUGGAUGGCGUUGAAGGACUUGCGGUCGACCAUCUCGCGGUGCCCUCUUUGUCAGGCGGACAUUCUCUCUAGUGUGCUAUGCGCCAUAAAGGCUCGCUAUGAGGAGAAGUUGGCAAGGGGCCAGCCGCUGUUGACAUUUGGACCCCUGCAGCAGCAGCGCACGGGGACUUCUGUGAAGGCGGAAGAAACAGCAAAUGACCCUUCAUCAAAAGUGGCUGGCGAGGACGCUGCAGCCUAUCCUCUGGCGCGCGACCCCUUUCUUGUUCAACAGGGACUCUUCUUUCACUUCUUAUACUCUCGUCCAUUCGUCUGCGUCAAUGAUGCGGCCUUCGUAGUAGACCCAGAUGAGGUGAUGACGAAGGAGGAGUAUGAGCACCGAUCGAAGCACCGUGCAACCGUGCUUGAUCAGUUUCGUCUUGUGCAUCGAAACGCUGGGGCCAUUCGUGUCAAGUGUCUUGAUCAGGAGAAACUCGAUAUGGAAAAGUGCAUGGCGAGUGUCAUGAAAGUUGCGAAGCGGGCGCAGCUACCACCUUGGCUGCGUUCCGUGUCUCUUUAUCCCGAGGGCGAUGAAUUACCAUUACCAGGGGUGCCAGAGGAGGAAAACACUAUGAAUGUCGUGGAUGGGCAAACACGAAAGCGGGUCAGACGGCAAUUUGAUGUGGCGGCCACUGCGAAGUACAUAGCGCGGGAGUUUUUCGACAACGACUACGACGAAGUGCCGCUGCGGAACGCCCAACCCGAAUAA